Pestalotiopsis fici W106-1 is the source of this 870-nucleotide messenger RNA. RefSeq lists its product as uncharacterized. The transcript is spliced from 3 exons. Lineage: Eukaryota; Fungi; Ascomycota; Sordariomycetes; Amphisphaeriales; Sporocadaceae. The record is from RefSeq and is a predicted model, not a curated record. Bases 1 to 870 code for a protein of 289 amino acids.
AUGACGAUUCUCCUCACGGGCGGUAGCGGCAAAACGGCCACACGCAUUGCGGCGCUGUUGGCCGCUGACAAGAAACCCUUCCUGCUAGGUUCGCGCCAAGGUCCUCUAUCUCAUGCUGCGUCGCAUGACCGUGAGAAACCUUUGAUCAAAUUUGAUAUGGGCGAUGAGUCGACCUGGAGAGAGCCCUUCAGCCGUGAUACGCAUAUCGAAGCCGUCUACCUAAUGGAACCUCGGAUCAGUGAACCUUGGGUUUCCAUGAACAAGUUCGUGGAUUUUGCGGCCGAGAACCACGGCGUCAAGCGAUUCGUUUUAUGCGCUGGCAUGUCGGCUGCGAUUGGCAAAGACGGCAUGGGAAGAGUUUGGGAGCAUUUUAUCCAGUCUGGUGUUGAGUAUUGUGUACUUCGCCCGUCUUGGUUCAUGGAGAAUCUGCUUGAGCCGGGUAGCGCAUUUACCAUCAGCAAGUCCAACAAAAUCUUUACCGCUACCCAGGACGGAAAGAUUCCAUUUGUUAGCGCUGAUGAUAUUGCCAAAGUAGCUGUACACGCUUUGACAGUGGAAAAGUCCUACAAUUGCGACUUCAAGGUUCUUGGACCUGAGAACCUGACUUAUGAUCUGAUUGCCGAGAAACUCUCCAAAGUCCUCGGGCGUAGAAUCGAGCAUGUCAAGCUCGACGAAGCAAGCCGGAUUCAAGGCUUGGUCCAAGCUGGUCUGUCGGACUACUUUGCUCGGUUCUUGACGCGACUAGAACUCUCAGCAUCUAAAAACUCGGAAAUGGCAACAAGCGAUGCUAUCGAAAAAGUAACGGGUCAUGCUCCAAAGAGCUUUGAGGAGUUUGUUGAAGAGAACAAAGUCAUUUGGUCCAAUAAUUAA